AUGGAUCUCAAAGUGGCCUGUGUGCUCUCUGUCAUUCUUGUCAUAGCCGUCAGCACCUUGGCAAGUGCUGUACCAACAAGAUGCCAGUGUAAAAUGGAGCCCAAGGAGCGGAGUAACUGCGGCUACCCGGGAAUCACAGCAGAGCAGUGCAGGAAAGCUGGGUGCUGCUUCAACUCUUCAGUCCCUGGCGUUCCCUGGUGCUUUUCUCCUAAAGCAAAGAAAGUUAGGAAAGUAUGUCCCACCGAUUCUCACGCCAGGAUAAACUGUGGCUUCCCUGGCAUCACGGCGAAGGAGUGCGAAAGGAAAGGGUGCUGCUUCAGGUCACAUCCUGCUGGUGUCCCCUGGUGCUUCUACCACCGCGUGGUGGAGGAAGGUAACAUCCUGCACGAGACAUUGUCCCCACAUCCCUUCGGAUGA
Nestor notabilis (Kea) is the source of this 417-nucleotide messenger RNA. Its product is annotated as trefoil factor 1-like. The transcript is spliced from 3 exons. The record is from RefSeq and is a predicted model, not a curated record. Lineage: Eukaryota; Metazoa; Chordata; Aves; Psittaciformes; Psittacidae. Gene Ontology annotation, biological process: maintenance of gastrointestinal epithelium. The coding region runs from base 1 to 417 and encodes 138 amino acids.